AUGCCGCACCUCGACGACCUGCUGCGUGCAGAGUACCGCGCCGUUUUCCUUGACGCCGUCAGCCAUGGCCGCGCCAAGCCGUUUGUGGUGCCGUACUGUAUCCUGGGCAUCUAUGUGAUUCCCGCCGUGUGGCUGGCCAUUCCGCACACCUCACGGCCCUGGGUGUACUGGACCAGAUGGCCCGUCGUCGCCUUCUUGAUCUGGUUCAACAUGCACAUCCUUCUCCACACUUCGAGUACCAACUUUUCCUAUUCUUACGCGGCCGGGCUGGCGCCGGCCUGGGGUAUCAUGCUAUCCCUGAAUUUUCUCAUCUGGAAAAGGCCACAGUUUGAGGCUGCCAGGGUCAUCAAGGUGCCCAAGUCGACCGACAAGGCUCCCGUCAACGAGGACCAGGUCUUGCCGGCUCAGCAGGUCGUGCCGGCUCAGCAGGUCGUGCCGGCUCAGCAGGUCGUGCCGGCUCCCAACCAUCUUCCUUCUGCCAGCGAGGACGCUUUGCGGAAGCGGAACCCAGGCUCAGCAACCCCAACGCACGCGCACGCGCAGGCGCACGCGCACGACACAAUCCGCGACGAAAAAUCUCGUGAGGAGAGCUAUGAAUACAGAUGGCAGACGUUUCCCCGCGACGCCCCCUUCUUGGAGCGGCUCGGAUGGACCCUGGACUUGGUGUCUAGCUGCCGCGGUGCCGGCUGGAAUCAUAGCAUCAACUCCAUUCCACGUCCAGACAUUCCCCCAGUUAUCCGCCCCAAUGCCAAAGUCGACAUCACCACUGUUCCACGUCAAACCUCCAGCGGAUACGUUCGCCCUCUCGGGGUGGCCGACUUUCUCCGUGAUCGCCUCACCACCAUUUUCUUCACCUACCUCAUCCUCGAUUUUCUCCUCAUCCAGAUGGUGACGGAUCCGUACACAUUAUCCGGCCCCGACAGGAGCUUGUCGACCACCUCUUCUCCACAGCAACAUUAUCCGCCAUGGGCUCAAACCUUUUACAGGGAAUGCCUCUCGCUUGUUUGCAUCUGGUCCACCAUCACCUUGCUAUUCGCCUCAAAUGACCUUGUACUGUACCCCAUCUUUAGAACCUUCUUCCCGUCAAGAGCCGCACUUUGGCAAUUCCCGACUACCUUUGGAGGCAUCGCCCAAGUUCCCAAUCGUGGACUCGCAGGUUGGUGGGGUGCCUGGUGGCAUCAAACUUUCCGACUCUCGUUUCUCGGUCCGUCCGUCUACCUUAUCAACAAGGGAUACAUUAGACGAGGCAGCAAAGCUGCCGAUGCGUUCGGCUUGUUCAUUUCCUUCUUCCAGUCAAGCUUGUUGCAUGUGGCGGGGUCCUUCACGGCCCUCCCCCCCACCAAACUUUGGCGACCCAUGGCGUUUUUCCUGCUCCAGGGCGUUGGCAUAUUCCUUCAGCAGCAGUUAAUCUCGGUUCUCAAGAGGCCUUGCGUCAACGCCCCGCGUCUGGUGAGACAGACGGGAAACGUGCUCUUUUGUCUGCUGUGGCUCUGUCUAACGGCUCCUAUGUUCUUGGAUGACUUGGCUUCAGCAGGGUUGUGGCUUCAUGAACCCAUUCCGAUAUCGCCUUUCCGUCUCCUGGGCUUUGGGCGUGCGGGUGAUCACUGGUGGCGGUGGGAUCGUCAUACUCUACCAAGAUGGAGUCCAGCCAAGCAUUGGUGGGAAGUUGGUAUUGCUUUGUAG
This is a messenger RNA of Ustilaginoidea virens, 1683 nucleotides long. RefSeq lists its product as uncharacterized. NCBI's taxonomy places the organism in Eukaryota, Fungi, Ascomycota, Sordariomycetes, Hypocreales, Clavicipitaceae. Bases 1 to 1683 code for a protein of 560 amino acids. The transcript has 2 exons. The record is from RefSeq and is a predicted model, not a curated record. Gene Ontology annotation, biological process: lipid metabolic process.